Messenger RNA from Glossina fuscipes, 2744 nucleotides. RefSeq lists its product as uncharacterized. The transcript has 3 exons. The record is from RefSeq and is a predicted model, not a curated record. The coding region runs from base 173 to 2644 and encodes 823 amino acids. NCBI's taxonomy places the organism in Eukaryota, Metazoa, Arthropoda, Insecta, Diptera, Glossinidae.
ACCUUCAUUUCCGUUUCAACAGAUCAACAAAGCUUGGAAAGAAAAUCAUUCUUAAUUUUAUUAAGUUGAAAUAAUUUGAUGUAUUAAUAAGUCAAAGUGUUUUACGUCAUAAUAAUUAAAAUAUGUUGAUGCUGCUACAUACUGGCGAUUUUUUUAAAAAUCUUUUGGCACAAUGCUCUCAAUGGAACCGCCACCACAUCAGGGCAUUUAUGCACCAUUGAGUCAGAUAAUGACCGAUUCCGAGUCCGAGGAAGAAAUUCAUAAUUUAAUAAAAUACCAAAAAUUCCAUCAUUAUUAUCACUAUUAUCCUCAACAACUACAACAGCAGCAACAACAGCAACAGUCACACGAACAACAGCAACAAAACCAGCAGCAAGUUAAUAAUAGUGAACAAAAUCAAUGGUUACAAGGCUCGAAUAUACAUGGAAGAAACCGGCCUAAUCCACCUAAUACUCUGAAUUUGCAAAUCAGCAAAGUAGAAAACCAGCGAAACCUAGAAGUCGAGCAUAACAGUAAUUUCGAAAAGUUACACCAAAUUGAAGCCAUCUUAGUUAACGGUUCCAAUAAGCAGAACACCGUUCAUUACAACACAAUGCAAAAUACAUAUCUACGUUCGGUUAUGAUGUCUGAUAUGGGUGCAAAUGAGAGUGUUGGUACUUGUGAUGCUGGUAGUACAUUCUCCAGUUUUAACAGCGAAUAUGAUGAACGUAAUCACACCGACGCGGAUAAUGUUGCCAUUUUAGGCGGUGGCAGCGAACUAACAAAAGAAAACGUACACGAACCUAUGUCGGCUGCCAGGCGUUCCUGUUUUGUAGCUUCACUAAUGUUAUGUUUCUUUACCGUUAUCAUUUUUGUAUGGGUUAUACCGUGCAAUGAAGAUGGAACAUGUCCGGCUCCGAUUGAUCGCUUAAAAGCACACAAUUGGCUAAAUAAUUACACAAAAAUCGAGCUAAAAGGUGGUAUUCAUAUAGUCAACGGACUUCGCAGCUGGGAAACUAAUUUGAUAUUUUUGUACCGUGGUGACGCCUUCUUUCCCGAAUUUCGGCCUGACAAUGCUAAACGCAAUGGUGUAAUUUCUCUAAUUAGCAGCAGCGGUGCGGUAGCUUGGUUUGAUGAGAUGACUGAUGAGCCCGUAGCGAUGGAUUGUACGCUAAUUGAUGUGGAUCGUAACGGACGGCCAGAUUGCUUAAUUAUCGAUGAGUAUGGAGAGUUGGGCACAAUUAAUCCAAUAUCUGGGCAGUGGCAUUGGCGGUUUAAAGAGCGUUCUGCUUGCAAGGUGGACUCUUCAGAUUUUCCUGUUAUAUUACCAGACUUGGAUAAUGACGGGGUCAUGGAAAUACUGGUAGUAACCAGUGUAUCACUGGAGCAACGUACUAAGCAUUACAUGCGUCAAGGUGAUAUCCCCAGUCAUACUACGCAGUUGGAACAACGCAAUUGCCUGCGUAUACUUUCGGGCCGUAAUGGCCGGCCAAUUGGGGAAGGUUUUAAGAUACACGAAUGCGAUACCAUACGCAGAUUGCAAUUAGAAAGUCCAAAAGCUGUGACAUUCACUUGCAUACGUAAUAAUACGGAAGCGCAACGCCUAAAAACUUUAACAGAAUUAUUUGCUCUAAUCACAAAUAAAUCAUUGAUGGGUCAAAAAUUAAAAUCCGCUGCAAAAAUAUCUCAACAUCGACAUUACGGUCAACGUAAAGGUGUUGAAUCUCAGCGAGACGUUUAUUCACUUAGCGGACGCGAAUUGGUAGUGGAGAAUAGUGGAACGUGUCCUGACGACUGCAAUGUUACGGUUAUCCUUAGUGAAAAUCGCAAUGGGAAAGUAAAAGUAUUACAUAGUUUUACUAAUAGUGCCAUGUACGGUAUGGCUCCAGUUCAGUGGCAUUUUAAAAAUAUAAAACCAAAUAUGUCUGGAUUCGUUAUGAAAUUCUGGAAAUGGACCGGUGAUAGCGGACACUCGCAUAAUAUUCAAUCAACGUUAAUGGAAGGUAAAAAGAUUCGUGGCAACGAUUCAUUUCAAAAGAGCAGCUACGCGAAAGCAAAGAGCAUUCCAAAUUGGACGAAAAAUAAUACCAAACCACACAAACACAAUCGAAUUGAGGGCAAUAAUUCUUACGGAGGAUUCAAAAGUCAGCAGAACAAACGUAAACGUCGUCAUGCUAAUGCAUUUGAUUCCUCGAUAAAUGAAUUCGAUAUGUUUCAUCACGUUGUACAUAAGUGCAACUCUUAUGAUAUUCGCUUGAAUCCGGUACGCUUGAAGCGCAGUCACGCUUCAAAUAAUGUAACAAAUAAAAAAUCUUUGCUUAUGGAUAAUUAUCAAAUGCAAAUUAUAACCGAGUCAGUUAUUCUAAUGCUGUUUAUAGGCACGGAAACACGUACCGAAAACACCUCGCAAAGUAAUAUCGUACAAUUUUGUCGCAGCGAUCGCGCUGAAGUGGUCUGUCAACCUGAUUUAAACAAUCAAGAGAAUUCAAUGCUUAUCGCUGACUUGGAUCAAGAUGGCUCAGAGGAGUUGGUAUCAUACACGUCAACAUUUGUACAGUCUGCGGAUCCGCAAGAUUGGCGGUUGCUUACUUAUGUACGUUUGUUGCGUUUGCAAUCGGAGUUGCCGUCAUUCUAUGCGGACGAAAUCAAAAGUAAUCAAAAGUAAUACAAAGUACAUACAAGCAGAUCCAUUAUUGGAUACUUAACAGACUUACGAACAUUUACAAUAUAUUCAAAAGCAUACAUACACCAUACUCACCCAUUAA